UCAAGAGCCAAAUUUGACCAUGUCUACUACUCCAGAAAAGAUGUACACUACGAUCCGUAUACCCAAAAGCUCUGGUAGUACGCAUCUCAAUGCCCUAGCUACCAGAUUCCGCGAAUUCAAGCUUGACGCGCUCAAAAGCGCCCCAGAGGCUUUUUCAGCGGAAUUCGAUAGCGAAGCUCGGCUCCCACAAUCGACAUGGCUCAGCAGGAUCACCGAACCAAGCACGACGAUUCUGAUCUGCGUUGCGAUAAGAACGGACACGGACGAGGAAUCAUUAGCACCUGGCAAUAGGCAAUUGAGAAUCUUGCUAGAUGGCGAAUGGAUAGGAAUGUUCACCAUGAUUGGCCCAGUAUCCCGAGACGACUACAUUUGGCCUGAGUCUUGUCAACCAGAACCAGGACCCGAAGGCUCCGAGACCCGCUGGCAACUUACCAGUCUGUUCACACUUCCUGCGUAUCGCGGCCAUGGUAUUGCCAAACGGCUUACCGAGGCAGCAAUCGAGUUCGGGAAACUUGCAUCGGGCGAGAUGGGGAGAGCGUCUAAUAGAGAAAUUUGGACGCGUGUUAGGCUUGUCGUACAUCCUAAGAACACAGGCGUUGUUAGGAUGUAUGAGAAGUUUGGUUUUAUAGACAGUGCGAGGAUGACGGUGGCGGAGGCUUGUGUUGCGAAUGGAGCUGCGGACAUGGUACCCAGGGAUGCUGAUCCUGAGAAAUGGCAUAGUAGAUUCGGCGUGGCCAUGGAACUUUUAAUCUAGUCAAGAGUCAAAACCAG
Molecule: messenger RNA, 771 nt
Organism: Macroventuria anomochaeta
Lineage: Eukaryota; Fungi; Ascomycota; Dothideomycetes; Pleosporales; Didymellaceae
Exons: 1
Coding region: 20-754 (244 amino acids)
Molecular function (GO): acyltransferase activity, transferring groups other than amino-acyl groups
Source: RefSeq, a predicted model, not a curated record